This is a messenger RNA of Colletes gigas, 1963 nucleotides long. RefSeq lists its product as uncharacterized. The coding region runs from base 1 to 864 and encodes 287 amino acids. The transcript is spliced from 5 exons. NCBI's taxonomy places the organism in Eukaryota, Metazoa, Arthropoda, Insecta, Hymenoptera, Colletidae. The record is from RefSeq and is a predicted model, not a curated record.
AUGUUUCAUCGACCAGAAUGCCGAAAAUACAGACAAUGGAAGCGAGAACAAUCUAAGAAAUCGAAACAAGCUGUCAAGAAAGAGAAGAAAAUAAAACGCAGAGACUCGAUAGCUGAUUGCAUCGAAGAGAACGAAGAAAACAAUGUACCGGAAACUAAACUGAAAGUCACUUUUCGUAAAUGCAAAAAGAAAUUUAGAAUCAGAAAGCCGAGGGCACGAGCAACGUACGUGCUUAAACGCAUUUCACUGGCAGAGAUACUGUUAAAAACUAUACGACCACCGAUAGAAGUUAGAGAACGAUUUCUUAAUCCACGUCAUACUGCUUGCCUGGAAGAUAGCGUGUCAAUAACGGACAUUGCAUUAGAUCCUGCGAGUACCACAAGAACGCCACGAAGACGGGCACCAAGAAGUCGGAAAAGAAGGAAACCAGUUGCAAAGAAACCGUUGAAAGAUGAUGAAAAGACCAAGGGAGACGAAGAAACGAAAGAAGAAAAGACUGAGGACCAGAAGAUAGACGAAAAAGCAACGAAAGGCGAAGUAGAGGACCAGAAGACAGACGAAGAAGUAACGAAAGGCGAAGCAGAGGACCAGAGUACAGAGGAAAAAACAACGAAAAGUGAAACAAAGAAAAGUGUCAACGAUAAAGGAACACGGAAAAGAUUGAGACGCAAAAAGAUUAGAAAGAAGAAAAUUGUGAAAAAAGAUUCUGAAGAAGACAGCGUGUGUGAGAGUAUUUGUUCCUUCGAUAGUCACGUAUGCCUUGCAGGCCUGAAGUUAACAUCCGGCGACAAGAAAAAAAUAAAAGAUUAUCAACGUCAAAUUAAUAAUGAAUCUACGGAAGAAAAUAAUUAUCCCGAUGAUUAAGAGCAUAAAAACAAUACAUGUAUCAUUGGUAUGAGAGUGGAUGUUCACGCGAGAAUGAAGUACUCAGGAAAUGGAAGUAACGAGUUCGAGAAAAAUCUGAUAUCUGAUUGCAAAAACGAUCGAUCAAAUGCAAUAACAGAUUCUGCAUAAGCGGGAUGGAAAAAUUAUCAAGGUAAUGAGAUCAACUUAGGAUAAUCGGUCAUUAGCGAUUCCAAAGAAUCGUAGUGUCCACCUAAUGGAACGCACUAAUCACACCGAUGAUCUAGAAUUAUUGUACGUAAAAGGUGUGUCCCAUUUACACGGUGGAAGAGGUAUGCCUAGUAGGUUCAUGUAACCAAAGAGACUAACGAUUAAUCGCUGAUUUGAAGAUAGAAGACAUAAAUGAUCAAAUGAUUGGACAACGUGCGCAGCUCCUUUGCACUGAGUAAUUGCUGAUCGUCGCUAAUAAUUCCAGUUCUGGCAUUCUAAUCGAAACAAACCACUCCCUCUGAUGUCCUUUGAAAAUUGGAUUCAUGAAUGGAUCAAUGGAUUUGGAGUUAGAAAAUUUGGGCGGACUCUACGUAUCGCGAAGACCUGUUUCCUUAGGCCAUCAGCUGUGGAGAACAGGAUUUUAUAAAAAGACCCUAAUCAAAGAAGAUAUUUUCAUGAGCUACGUGACUGCAUUAAUACAAAUCAGAAUUGAACAAAAUGUAAUUAGGUUACAUUUGUCAUGAUACAGUUACAUGUAAUCACACUGUAAUUGCAUUGUACUCACAUGACAAUUACAUGAUAAUUAAACAAAUAUUACACGCUUUAAAAACUUAUGAUUGUGAUCGUACUUAGACAGUAAGUACCAUAUGUUUAUAGUGUAGUAACAGUCUGAUAAUAUGUAUUUAUAUCGUAACAAAUCCAAUCAUAUUAAAUUUUGCCCAACUUUGAUGAAAAUACAUAUAUCAUUCCAUUAAAAAAAUAUCGAUAACCUUGCAAAAGAUUUUUGGUUAUCAAAAUAUUUACUCCUAGAAAACGACCAAUUUUCUGUGUUGUUUUUUUACGUAUUUUCCAAAAGAUUAAAUAUACAGAGUGUUCGGCCACCACUGGGAAAAAAUUUCAAUGGGAGAUA